Messenger RNA from Bipolaris sorokiniana ND90Pr, 1241 nucleotides. RefSeq lists its product as uncharacterized. The coding region runs from base 1 to 1140 and encodes 379 amino acids. The transcript has a single exon. Gene Ontology annotation, molecular function: ATP binding; protein kinase activity. The record is from RefSeq and is a predicted model, not a curated record. Gene Ontology annotation, biological process: chromosome segregation; protein phosphorylation. Gene Ontology annotation, cellular component: cytoplasm; centrosome; nucleus. Lineage: Eukaryota; Fungi; Ascomycota; Dothideomycetes; Pleosporales; Pleosporaceae.
AUGCCGUGCAUUUACCUUCCAUUUCGAAAACGUCCCGACCCAAAAGACCCUUCUGCCGGUUUCCCAAAAGCCCACAAGUACGAUGGCCCACUCCAGGAGGGCUCACAAGGCUGCGUCGAGCAAUGGGCACACAUCUUAACCAACACCAUUAUCGCAGUAAAGGUAAUGGCUUAUACCCACCCAAAUUCCCCUGAGAUCCAAAUCCUUAGCAACCUGCCACCCCACAACUCCAUCGUGAGAUACCUCGGGCACUACGAAAAGGUGCCAUCUCCGACCCGAGUAUCCAUUCUCCUCGAACACUGCUCCAUCGGAGACCUCUACAUGCUCCGAAGCCUAAGCAUCGACCAAAACAAACCCACCUUCUCAGAACCCUUCAUGUGGUCCGCCUACACCCAACUCACUAGCGCCCUCACCUUCCUCCACCACGGCAUCUCCCCCCAGCACCCCUUGGGCCGCCACCCCUGGACGCCCAUCGUGCACCGCGACCUAAAAUUCGAAAACAUCCUCGUCAAAUCCCUCGAUCCCGCGCCCGACUGGUCCUCCCUGGACCUCAAACUUGCAGACUUCGGUAUGGCAGGAUAUCACAACCCAGCUCACCCAAAUCCCUCUGGCUACAUCGGCACAACGCACUACUGGCCGCCCGAGGUGACGUGGGAAACCAAGCAAUUCUCCCCCGCAAGCAACGUCUGGGGAAUCGCAGCUAUACUGCACGAAUUGGCACAUAACUUCCCACCGAUAGUCGACCCCACGGUCGUGGAAGCGCAGUGGUUCGCAGCUCACAGCGAACCUCCCUUCCCAUCCACAUACUCGGACUCUCAAAAGAGAAAUUACUUGGCUACUAAGGCACCGAGACGUGUUAUUCCGAUUAAUCUUGAUACCUCCGCCAAAAUACCGAGUUUGCGUGACCCGAAGUUGGGGGGUGAGGAUAAGACGGCGCUUUGGUUUCGAAGGCGGAGAUCGAGUCCGAAGUAUUCGGAUCGGUUGAAUGAGUGUGUUAUGAAGGGGUUGGCAGAGGUGGAGCAGAGGGCUAGUGCUGAAGUAUUGUUCGGGUUGGCGGAAGGGGGGUAUAAGGAGAUUUUGGAGGAGGAACUGAAGACCCAGAUCAUGGGGAGAGGUGGUGCAGACGGGGAGAGGAGGUGAUGUGGUGAUGUGGGGAAUUCGGGGUUGAAGUAUAGUUUGAGCGGGAUCUCGACUUUAGCAUGUAAUGUACUGGAAAACAAGACGACUAGGUUAUUGGAGGG